Procambarus clarkii (red swamp crayfish) is the source of this 1433-nucleotide messenger RNA. RefSeq lists its product as uncharacterized. Lineage: Eukaryota; Metazoa; Arthropoda; Malacostraca; Decapoda; Cambaridae. The record is from RefSeq and is a predicted model, not a curated record.
CAAGAGUGCUCAGUACACGUCCAGCUGCCAGCGGGGGAGCAUCACGCGCCUCUUACUCUGACAACAUGAUUCCAGCAGGGCCAAGGUGUUGGAAAAUGUUGCUGUUGUUACCAGUUCUGAUGACGAUGGUGCCUCGUGCUGCAGCGGAACCCCGCACGUGCUUCGUGGACGUGAUCCUCACCACGACGAGCGGGAAGGUGACGAAGGACGUGGACGACUUCAGGGUGAAAGGCUUCCCCUGGGCCACCUGCCAGACAGCCAGGCGAGACUGUCCCGCUGGCCUGCUGGGGCAUGUCAAGAAACUCUUCGGAGAUAAUGUAAUCCCCAUCACUGGCAACACCACCGUCAAGCUUUGUGAACUGUUCGGGUUGGACCUGCCACCAGGUGUCGCAGGAGAGGUCCACGCUCACUACGUCGCCAGCAACUGCGGCAAGGAAGGCUCUACGUAUCUGGGUAGACUGUGCUGCUGGAAGUGCAUCGUUGGCCCCUACACAUUCUUCCAUCCUAACGACAACUGUGCCGCCUCAACCAGGCCAUCCUGGUGCCCCUGAGUCUAGUCCUUUGUGCUGUCGAACCUCACCGCCCCAACCCCCUUCCAGUCAGUAUCUAACCUCUCUACCACUACCCAUCCCAGCCCUAUCCACCUCUUCCAAGUCCCGUUUGACCCCAAUCCCUGCAACCUCUCCCUGCUUCAUCUAGCCCAAUCUUAAAUUUGAAUUAACUAAAUUAAUCAGUGUGUGUAUCAUGCCAUUCGCUGUUAAUUGAUUAACCAGUUGUUAACUAGGUCAUUCGUAGCUAACAAAAAACCAUGGAGAAUUAGGACAACUAUUGCUAACAAGAUCCAAAAUUACCUAGAAUACUAGAUUAGCUAUUACUAACAGGAUAUAAGAUUGCUAAUUAUUUAAAGUUAAUAAUUGUUAAAUAAUUCAACUAACGUUAACUAUAUAUAAACCGAUGACUAAAUAAAAAUGUACACCCUUAAUUGCAAACGGGUUAAGUGAUUGACAAGUAUAGGUCAGCUAGUUGACCGGAUCAAUCAUUGUUAACUAGGUCAACUGGCCCAAUUAAUUAGGCCAACUACUAAAUAUUUUUAAAUAGAUUGAAUACAUUUAACAAGAUCAACCUUUAUUAAGCAGAUUCAAUAUUGUUAAUUUUAUAGGUCAUAUAUUAAUAACAUCACUGAGGGUUGAUUUAUGUGAAAACUUAUUCUUGUAAAAUUUACUUCUUUUUUAUAUAGUUUCACUUAAAAAUGCAAACUAGAGUUGUGUAAAUUUCCACUGUUAGUUAAUUUAAAUAAUAACUUGUCGUCGGUUUCUGUUUAGACUGAUAAAAAAUAUGUAUUGAGCAAAUUUUGACAACUUAUGAAAAUUAUAGUUAUUACUUUUACUAAUACAAUUUGUAAACAUAUUAAAGACAGUGUAUACAAUAAACAU